Rubroshorea leprosula is the source of this 1479-nucleotide messenger RNA. The record is from the annotation of a GenBank genome assembly. NCBI's taxonomy places the organism in Eukaryota, Viridiplantae, Streptophyta, Magnoliopsida, Malvales, Dipterocarpaceae.
CCUUCUUUCUUUUUCCCUAUUUAAUUUCGAUUAAAUCAUAUUUAGGUUUUCAGAAUCCAUUCAGUACGGUCCUCCUCUAUACUUCCCUUUUUGUUUCCCUAGAAAAUCCCCAAGAAACUUCUUUUCUUUCUCUCCGGCGAAAACCCAGUAAGAGAAAACCCAUGGUUCGACCCGUUAAGCGCGAAGUCCUUUACAUUAGUAGUGAUAGUGAAGACUCUGAGGCUGAAGUUGGCGGCUUCGAUGAUCCAGUCGCCGCCGAUUGCAGAAGUCUUCGCUCUCGAUAUCUCGCUGUCAGAACUCUCAUAAGUGAUGAAAAGGAUGACAUUACCAAGGUUGAUUCUGAUAAGUUCAAGGUGAUAUUUGAUCAAGUAGAGAGCUUGCAUCAGAAAGUUCAGAAACCAAGGGAACAAGUUGCUGAUGCAGAGGCUCUUUUGGGCAUUACCAACUCCCUGUUUAUUUCUGUCAAAGCGCAAAAUACCGCAGGAAUUUCCAUUGCUGAUUUUGUCAGCAGUCUCCUUAGGAACUUUGGAAGGGCACGUGGUCGAAGUAGUAGUAGGGAGGAAUACAGGAACUCCAUAGCAUGGAAGGAGAUUGGAUGUGCGGUCUCACAGGCUUUUAGAAGCUCUCCAGGAUGCUGCACCAUGAUUGGGCCUAUGAAUGAUGAACCAAAGAAAAAGAGGGCUGUUGUUCGUAGAAAACGUGUGAAACCCACAGAAAGAGCUGUGCCUAAGGAGCUUGGUGAUGCUCUUACUGAGAAGAAAACAGAUACUGACAAGAACAUGGCAGUUAUGUUUGACAUUCUGAAGAAGAAUAGAAGUGUCAGGAUUGAAAAUUUAGUAUUGAAUCCGGAUUCCUUUGCACAAACAGUCGAAAACUUAUUUGCACUAUCAUUUCUGGUUAAAGACGGGCGUGUUGAAAUAAAAGUGGAUGACAAUGGCUGCCGUCUAGUUUCACCAAGAAAUGCUCCUGCUGCAUCUUCAGUUAUCUCAAAAGAAGUUGCUUACAGCCAGUUUGUUUUCAGACUUGAUUACAACGACUGGAAGAUGAUGAAAAGUUUUGUCAAGGUUGGAGAGGAGCUGAUGCCACGGAGGAAUCAAGACGUACCAGGUGGUUGCUACUCUGAUCCUCCCUUGGGAGAACCUGAGACAGCAGGAGCUACAACUCCAAUCAGAAAGUUGUCCAGAAACCGAGGCUUGGUUUUACAAGAUGAGCCGGUUGUAGAAGACUCAACAGAGAGGGACAACAAGGUACAAAGAGCAGCUGCCAUUCAGAAAGGGAAGCGGAAACUAACGAUUUAGUGCAGGUGCCAGUUUCAUUUUUGGCAAGGAUGGCAUUGGAACAUAGUGUGCAGAUACAAGUCUUUUGUAGUAAUUUUUAGGAUUUGGUUUUUAUUGGUAUUUGCAAUUAUGGUGUUUUUAGACUAACUUUCAUGCCCUAAUCACAUUAGUCUAAUGUAUUUAAGAAAAUUAAUUUAUUUAG